Messenger RNA from Pseudophryne corroboree (corroboree frog), 845 nucleotides. RefSeq names its product zinc finger protein 593 (gene ZNF593). NCBI's taxonomy places the organism in Eukaryota, Metazoa, Chordata, Amphibia, Anura, Myobatrachidae. The record is from RefSeq and is a predicted model, not a curated record. The transcript has 4 exons. Bases 171 to 554 code for a protein of 127 amino acids. Gene Ontology annotation, molecular function: zinc ion binding; nucleic acid binding.
CUUGUUGUUAAAACGGGUUACGGCUCUAUUGCUAUGAUCAAAUACAAUGUGAAUGGGUAAUCGAGCUCUGUGUAUACCAGGCCUUACGGGUUUUUCUCUUAACUAGCCUGAAGAGCAGCAGUGUGGGCAAAAUAUCAACGUUAAGUUGUUACUGCAGGUUUGGCAUAGAUAUGACCCGUUCAAAGCAGACUGGGAAUCACAAAAGUGACAAAAAUAAAAAAAAGGCAAAACUUUGGAAAACCAAACGGCGGGUAAAAGAUUUGGACCAGAUUCAUGAAGAUCUUCGUCCACAGAAUGCCCAUCGUUUACUGAAACAGGAAAUCGAUUACAAUGUUCCUGGUAAUGCCCAGCACUACUGUCUACAUUGCGCAAGAUACUUUGUGGACCUGAAGACUCUGAAGGAGCAUUUCAAAACCAAAAUUCACAAGCGCAGGUUGAAGCAGUUAAAAGAAGAGCCAUAUACUCAGGAAGAAGCAGAAAGAGCUGCAGGGAUGGGCUCUUACAUACCCCCAAAACAAAUUGAGAUCCAGACACAGGACGUUGCAAUGGAAUAAUUGUCUCUUGCCAUACAUUUAGACGUGUGGUCUAAAUGUAUGGUACCCUUUUCUUUUCUAGUGGACACUGGGAUUCUUUAGUGAAUAACUACUUUUUUCAGGCUGCUGAUUACAGAAGAUAUCCCAUUAUCCUUUUGAGCUACUACAUUCUGACUUUCAACUUGCAGUAGAUAAAAAUAAACAAUGGUAUUUUGAAUUGUAUUCUGCUAGCCAAGCCUGAUACCGCAUGUGCCAUGUUUCACAUUCUUGUUUAUUUUUUUGUAGUACCAAUAAAGUUUUUACUAAAGCUCA